Molecule: messenger RNA, 408 nt
Organism: Stylonychia lemnae
Lineage: Eukaryota; Ciliophora; Spirotrichea; Sporadotrichida; Oxytrichidae
Source: the annotation of a GenBank genome assembly
AUGCUAUCGAGUAGAAAUAGAAAGCUAAAGAGGUUUUCAAGAUUCCUAGCCUUCUUUGUAAUAGUCUUUUCCGGUUGCUACUACAGACUAUAAAAACUAUAUGAAAAUGCCAAGGAUUAUACAAGUUCAGAUGAAUUUAUGGAAAAUAGCCCAUUCGUUCCUCCAUUCAUUCGGGAAAUUCAUAGAUAAAAGAAGUAGAUAGAUAUCAGGAAGUAGGUAUUCGGUGUCAGGCUACCUCCAGAAGAUGAAAAUGAGCUUAGAUAUAGGUUGAAUAAAUCAGCUGCUGAAAAUAAUCCACUAUAGCAGCAGCAGAUUAAAAAUAUUGUGAGAUAUAAGAAUCCUUAUACGAUGGCAUUAUAAAGAUAAGCAUUUUUCAAGUUUCAAAGAUUGCGAUAUUUAUUUAGAUGA